Molecule: messenger RNA, 7294 nt
Organism: Engraulis encrasicolus (European anchovy)
Lineage: Eukaryota; Metazoa; Chordata; Actinopteri; Clupeiformes; Engraulidae
Gene: osbpl6
Product: oxysterol binding protein-like 6
Exons: 24
Coding region: 448-3309 (953 amino acids)
Cellular component (GO): intracellular membrane-bounded organelle; cytosol; membrane
Molecular function (GO): cholesterol binding
Source: RefSeq, a predicted model, not a curated record
GGAGCGUCGCGAAGCAUCCGUCUACCUGCGUUCAAAUUCAGCCAUACCCAGCACUUUUGCGACUUUAUGUUGUUUUUCUGUGGACCGCUCUGUGUUCAUCAGUACAAAAACGCUUUUUGAUGAGGACUGCCCAUGCAAAUCUGCUACACAUAAUAGAGGAAAACGGCCGAUCAGAUUUUCGAGCGACAAGUGAAGAGCAUCGGUUUCCUGCGCCAAGAAGAGGCAAGAAGACAUGGUCAAUCCAGUAAACCGUUGGUGAGGGGAACCGUGCAGCUUGGGGCUCUGCUCACCCAUCCUGCUGAGCCAGCGUCUUUCGCGCCAGCAAGCAGGGAGGGGAGGAAGGAUGCUCUUCGAUCUUCACUGUGCCUGCGCCUGGAGCCGCUGAGCUGAGCUGACUGACGGAGGAACCCGGAGCGAGCAGGAAGCCGUCCCGUCCCGUCCGCCACCAUGUCCCACCACCAACACCUCCACCACCACCACCACCCGCGCAGCCAGCAGGGUCGGGCCAUGAGUGCAGAGGAGCGCAGCGGCACGCCGGUCCACAAGACCUCCACGCCCACCCACAAGAGCGCCUCCUCUUCCUCCUCCUCGCAGAGAGACAGCCGGCAGGAAGCAGACAGCUGGGAAAUAAUUGAAGGACUGAAAAUCGGGCAGACGAACGUCCAGCGGCCCGACAAGCACGAGGGCUUCAUGCUGAAGAAGAGAAAAUGGCCGCUGAAAGGCUGGCACAAGCGUUUUUUCGUUCUGGACAAUGGCAUCCUGAAAUACUCCAAGUCCCCCAUAGAUGUAAGUAAUGCCUCUCUUGCACAGAGAGAAGGGGCCAGGGCUCUGAUCCAGAAAGGCAAACUGCAUGGCAGUAUUGACGUGGGGCUGUCAGUGAUGUCCAUUAAGAAGAGAGCUCGACGCAUCGACCUGGACACGGAGGAGCACAUCUACCAUCUGAAGGUCAAGUCCCAGGAAGUGUUUGAUGCCUGGGUGUCCAAGUUACGCCACCACCGGCUGUACCGCCAGAAUGAGAUUGUGCGCUCCCCUCGCGACGCCAGCAUCCGCACCUUCCCCCCACCUGCCGCGCCACCCCUCGACUCCCCCCAGCCCGCCACACCACCCGUCCUCGAAGUCAAACAGCAACAGCCCAAGCCCAGCACGCUGCCAUGGCAACCGCCGGUGUCCAGCAGCAGCAGCCUGCCGGCCUCCUACAGCAACGGCCAGAGCAAGGUGGCCGCCUGGCUACAGGAGUCGGAGGAGAUGGACAAGUGUGCAGAGGAGCUGGCUCACUGCCAGUCCAGCCUCAUAGAGCUGAGCAGGCUGCUGCAGAGUCUGGAGAUCCUGCAGAGGACCCAGUCGGCCCCCAACUUCACAGAGAUGCAGACCAAUUGUUUAGAUUUAUCAAAGAAAGACAAGCGCGUGAGCAGAAGAUGGAGAACAAAAAGUGUCAGCAAAGAUGCAAAAAUGCAACUGCAGGUCCACUCAUUAUCCCAAGCCAGAAGGGCAAAAGUGCCUAUCAGUGCCAGCAUGUCUCCUGUGCGCCUGCACUCGUCCAACCCCAACUUGUGUGCUGAGCUGGCGGACUUCCAGAACCCCGUCACCCGCCUGGCGGACUGCAUGGAGGGGGCCGGAGACUACAUCAAACUGCAGGAGGACUUCUGCCUCAUCGCCCAGAAAGUCCACUCGCUCCUGAAGUCGGCCUUCAACACGGUGGCCAUUGAGAAGGAGAAGAUCAAGCAGGCGCUGUCAGAGCAGGAGCAGCCGGCCCAGUCGGCACAGAUCGUCACCCUCAGACGCUCCUUGUCACAGGCCCUGUCGCAAAACGCUGAGUUGCGAACUCGUUUGAGCCGGAUUCACUCAGAGUCUGUGCUGUCCGACCAGGUGGUCAGUGUCAACAUCAUCCCCAGCCCUGAUGAGGCGGAGCAGAUGGUGGUUGGGAUCCCGCUCACACAACAAGCCUCAAACGAGAGUCGGCUGUCCAUGUCAGAGUCCGUGUCAGAAUUCUUCGAUGCCCAGGAAGUGCUUCUGUCAGCGAGCUCGUCGGAGAACGAGGCAUCCGAUGAUGAGUCAUACGUCAGCGAUGUGAGUGAUAACAUCUCGGAGGACAACGCCAGCGUCAAUGACAACGUCUCCAGACAAAUGCCCAAUGGCGACCUGGCGUGCGGUGCCUUUCGUAAUGGACGCCGCACGUGCCUGCCUGCGCCUUCACCGGACACCAGCAACAUCAACCUGUGGAACAUCCUGCGCAACAACAUCGGCAAGGACCUGUCCAAGGUCUCCAUGCCCGUGGAGCUCAACGAGCCGCUCAACACGCUGCAGCACAUGUGCGAAGAGCUCGAGUACUCCGAGCUGCUGGACAAGGCCGCCGACACGGACGACCCCCACGAACGCAUGGUCCUUGUCGCUGCCUUUGCGGUUUCGGGAUACUCGGCCACGUACUACAGAGCUGGAAGCAAGCCAUUCAACCCUUUACUCGGAGAGACGUACGAAUGUAUCCGGGAGGACAAGGGCUUCUGUUUUUUCUCGGAGCAGGUGAGCCACCAUCCACCAAUUUCAGCUUGUCACUGUGAAUCCAAAAAGUUCACCUUCUGGCAAGAUGUCAGAUGGAAGAACAAGUUUUGGGGAAAAUCCAUGGAAAUCCUUCCGAUUGGAACAGUGAACGUCAUGCUGCCAAGCUAUGGCGACCAUUACGAGUGGAACAAAGUCACCACCUGUGUCCACAACAUCCUGAGCGGCCGGAGGUGGAUCGAGCACUACGGGGAGAUCACCCUCCGCAAUACCAAGAGCAGCGCCUGCAUCUGCAAGCUGACCUUUGUCAAGGGGAACUACUGGAGCUCCAACGUGAACGAGGUGCAGGGCUUCGUGAUGGACCAGGAGGGCAAGGUGGUGCACAGGCUGUUUGGCAAGUGGCACGAGGGGCUGUACUGCGGAGUGCCACCCUCGGCCAAGUGCGUCUGGCGCCCAGGCUCCAUGCCCACGGACUACGAGCUCUACUACGGCUUCAGCCGCUUCGCCAUCGAGUUGAACGAGCUGUGCCCCGAGAUGAAGGACCUGCUGCCCCCCACCGACGCCCGCUUUAGGCCCGAUCAGAGGUUCCUGGAGGAGGGCAACGUGGACAUGGCGGCGGCUGAGAAGCAGCGCAUCGAGGACCUGCAGAGGAGCCGCAGGAAGUGGAACGACGAGAACAACGUCAAGUACCUGCCUCGCUUCUUCAAAAAAGUUGUGGACGCCAACCAGAGAGAGAGAUGGGUGUCCAACAACACGUACUGGGAAGUCCGCAAAGACCCUGGCUUCAUCAAGAUGGAGAACCUUGAACUGUGGUAGCACCCGGACGGAUGCCUUCCCCCCCUGCGCUCAACAUAUCAUCAUCGCUGACGAAAAGAAGCUUUACCUAUGCACAAUGACGUGGAGAGCUACGAUCUCCUAUGUCCUAUGCUACAUGCAUAAAACAUGUGGUGUCGGACCGCAGAACUGAGCGAUAUCUUAAAAACCACAGCCACUGGCGCUGCAGCACCCCAAUAGCAUUUUACACAGUCAUGCAGACUGGUCUACAAAACUAAUAACAUGCCAGUAUGAGGGUUGUCAGAGCAGCCAGUCUAACAAGACCACCACGUACAGUAGACCCAACCCUCCCGAGACCAUUGUCAGGCUUUUGAAUAUUUCCUUGCCUUAAAGAGAAAGAACACAAAAUACUUAUUAUGACAAGAGUUUGCUUCCUACCACCGCAGCCAUUUUUAGCUUUCCAUAGGACAGAUCUCUUGGUUUGUUACCAGUGCUAUGGGUUAGAACCGUGUUUGAGGUUAGGCCUCUGUGAACUACUAUACAGUACAAUACUAUAUCAUGCAUGUUUAGAAGGCAGCUUCCAUUGGCAUCAUGCUGAAAUUGACUUGUCACCUCAUUUGUAGACUGAAAAAGAAAAGUAGUGGUAUUUUUUAUAUAAAAAAGAAAAGAAACACAAAAAUAAUUACAAAAAAAACACACACAAAGAAAAGAAAACGAUACAACGUAGGUAUCCAGUAGACGUGUUAUCACCCACAGGCUUUACUGAGCCUUGUCCAUGCACUUCUAUCAUCGCUGUUACUCUCUUGGAAUUAAUGUUGCUGUUGAUCUGAUUGGUGAGGAUGUGAAAGGUCUGGUGACCUGUCUACUGUAAAUUCUGUAGGGAGCGGAAUACUUGGCCAUUAUGACCAUAGAUGUGUGAUGACACCCUGCCCUGCUCUCUGAUUGGACAGAGACAUUGACCAUGAUCUGGUCCGUUUCUGAGCAAAGUUUCCAUACUGUCUUUCAGAUUGGAACGAUUGUGUAGAACUAAAUGCAGUACGGGAGUUCCCGGGCUAGUGAAAGUGGCCCGUGGUCAUGUGUGCCCAGUGCUGGAGUUACCCACCAGAGUUCUCAAUCUCUGCGUCAAAAAGUAAAAACCCCAGCCAUUUAUCCCCUCUGCUUGUGCACUUACAGUAUGACACAGGUGAUUUCCCAAGGUACAGUAGCCAAUCUAGGUGUCUUGGGCAUGACACGUGUGUGCAGUACAAAUAGCUGGUCAGUUAAUGUUUAGGUCAAAUAUUAUUUAUGACAGCAGGGUUUUUACAUUUUGAGGUUGGGCUUUGGGACACCUGUCCCAAUGGGGUUCCCAGAGAUUCAGAAAAGGGAUUUUGCUGGACUGAUCUGAGAGAUGAUGCACAUACAGUGCUUUCCAGCAUUCCAGCGUUAGUGCUAGAAUCGCAGAACAUUAGGACUAUUCAUUUUUACUUUUUUUUUUUGCUGUUUGUUGUCAGAAAUGCUCUCGGAGUUACGCUUUAUAUUUUGAUGCUUUCUAACUAACUAAUGGGUGGUGUUAAACUGAAUAUGCCUCCCGCCCUUUGCAUAGCCUCAGAUCUUUGUGUGAUUUUAAGAUCUUAACAAGAUAUGAAUCUCAUUUCGAGCAUCGUAAAAUUCUGUUCGGUCAUUUAUUGGUCUUCAAUACAGUAAGGUCAUAUUGUAAAAAAAGUUGUCUGGCAAUUUCUGGAUGUAAGUAUAGGUGUUGAAGUUGUCAGUUCAAUUCAAGCUUUAAGAAUCUUAAUGCAGCUCACUACCCGGACACAAUUAUGUUACACUGCAUCCCUCUGCUGGCGAAACAGAACAAAACCACAUGAUGCAAGAUGUGUCCAAGCACACUGUACUACUGACUCAGUGCAGUACCAGAAAGGAGGGAAGACUUUUGUUUUUUUGUUUUUACAAAAAAAAUAUAAGAAUUUACAACCUUAAAAGCCAAAGAACAAAGAAUACUCAAAACAGAAUAACAGAAAUGGUUAUGUUGAAUGUUAGAUAACAUGGGAGUUUCCAGGAGAGUUUAUCGCCAUGAUAAAAGGUGUUACCAAACGUACCACUGUACAGGAUGAAAGAUCUCUUCAUCUUCAUCACCAUCGUCAUCAUCAUCAUCACUGCCUUGCCUUUUCCUUUCCCCAUUCCAUGUUGUUGUUGUCUGCCUCCUAUAUUACUAUGUUUCUGCUCUUGCUCAACAGCCAUUGGCAGCUGGGCUGUACAUUACCGAACCAUUCCUUAAGAAUUCUCACACAUGCCUGGGCAAGUUGCUCAGUUUGACACAGGCUGGGCGAAAUGCACCCAUCUAAGAAAGCGAUGUAAACAAGAUUUUCUUUUAUUAUUAUUAUUAUUACUAUUAUGAUUAUUUAUGCUGCAGACGUGUGUGCGUUGUUACAGACCAUCUUGUGUCCUGUAGAAUGUGCUCUCCUUAAGCUGAAUACACCAUACACUAGUAGAGAAGUAGCCUGGUGUGUUGAAGUGACAUCCCACCAUUCAUGGAAAUAAGCUGAUUUCCCACCUCCCCUUCAGAUAAAUAAUUCUCCGGUUCUUCUAGCUGUUCUCUGACUCUGGUGAUAUUGCUUUUUGUUUGAUUCAAUGAUGUAUGCUGGCUUGGAGGUAGCAUUUGCAUCACCAGAGUUAAAGAACAGGGAAAUGGUUAAACUCACUCAUUUAACUAAAUGGGAGUUGGAAAAUGAGCUUAUCUCCAGAAAUAAUGGAAUGUGGCUUUAAGCACUCAAUUCCAACAGCUUCACAACACAGUGUGUCUCGCUCACUGUGCUAUGAUAUAUUAUAUUCCCUGCAUCAGCUCAACUUGCUGUGCCUUAACACAUUUUUCUGAACAGUCUUGACCACACAAUAUCAUGACUAUAAUAACAAGAGUUUUACUUUCUCAGCUAACACUACCGCAUAUAUUAUAGUAUAUAGCUUUUCCGCUUUUCAAUUCAAUUCACCGUCGUCUGAAAUACUGAGAUGAACAAAGCUGGACUUGAACUCUCUUUGCCCCCAAAAUGACAGAUAUCACAGUAACACAAAUCCUCCCAGUAGUGCAGCCACCGUUCAUACAGUAGGUUUUGAACCACUUUCCUUGCGAACUGAAAGGGACCUCCGGCCUAUUCCAUCCAGUGUACUUAUAUUUGUGUAAGUGUAUGUACUUAAUCACUGAGUACAUAAGAGACAGCUAACUGUCUAUGUUACUGUACUCAUCACUCUGUAAUGUUCUUUUUUUUAUUUGUGUGUGUGUUCUGGCUCUCCAUGGAGUCAGUACACAGAUUACUGGCUGUCAGUAGUCACGAUAAUGUCUAGAAAAAUCAGGGUGUUUUGCCAUUUAGUGGCAUUAGUCUUGGCGCAGGAUGGUGUGGCCGUGGUAACAUAUUUAUUGGAGUUCAGUUGAACCGCUGUAAUAAACACUUUAUAGGAUGGUUAAAUGUUGGUGCCCAGAUCAAAAAAAAUCUAUUUUGAAACAUUUUAGCAUCAUAGUUUCCUGUAUCUGACAUCUGAAAAUUCCUAAUGCAGUUGUUCUUGGUUUACUUAGAGCUAUGCUAUGGGAUUUUGAGUCUCGUUAAAAAGACAUCUAUCUACUAUUUCUUAUAUCUGCAUGUGUUAAAAAAAAGACAUAGCCUGCCAAUGAAUGUUGUAAAUGCCUUACUGAAUAAUUUGAAUUUUUGUUUUAUUGUUUUGCCUUUAAUAAGGCGUUUUCAAGUUUUUUUUUUCCCUCCCCUCCCCAGGCUUGCACCACUGUGUGUUGUGCUGGGCUACCAUCUUAGUUACAUCAUUUCCUCUAACGAUGGGUUCCCUCUGAAGAAGUGCAAUUGUACAAGAACAUAUCUUUCCAUCGACACUGUACACUGCUGCUACAUAGUGCUUGUUCUACUAUAAAAGACGACUAUAGAAAACAAAGAAGGCCUCCUGUUGUUGUAUUGGAGAGCACACACAGACCAUGUUUCAAAGCUACUGUAUUAAAAACUAUAGAUCACUAUUCAAAGCCAGAGUAGGCUUACCGUACCUCACCUUU